Octodon degus (degu) is the source of this 3363-nucleotide messenger RNA. It is a transcript of the gene Ddx23, whose product is annotated as DEAD-box helicase 23. Gene Ontology annotation, molecular function: RNA helicase activity; RNA binding; ATP binding. Bases 232 to 2691 code for a protein of 819 amino acids. The record is from RefSeq and is a predicted model, not a curated record. Gene Ontology annotation, biological process: mRNA splicing, via spliceosome. The transcript has 18 exons. Lineage: Eukaryota; Metazoa; Chordata; Mammalia; Rodentia; Octodontidae. Gene Ontology annotation, cellular component: catalytic step 2 spliceosome.
UGCACCUCGGGGACCAGGAAACGGGAAAGAUGGCGACUGCUCGGUAACGUUGAGGCCGCGUUAGGCGGUUCGGACCCAGGGUGGUCUCGGAUGCUCUCUGUUCUGACAGCUCCCUGUGAGCAAGAUUUCCUUCGUAGCGCACAACAUUGAUCCUUGCAUGCAGAGAUACUUGAUGAGUAUCUUGCUGAAGGAAAAGCACCUGCCCGGUAGGAACAGAGGAGAGACUGCAAGAUGGCAGGAGAGCUGGCGGACAAAAAGGACCGAGACUCAUCGCCUUCCAAGGAGGAAAGGAAGCGAUCACGGACUCCUGACCGAGAGCGGGAGAGAGACCGGGACCGGAAGUCCUCACCAUCUAAAGACAGGAAGCGGCAUCGGUCGAGGGACAGGCGCCGGGGGGGCAGCCGCUCUCGCUCCCGUUCCCGUUCCAAGUCUGUAGAGAGAGAACGGCGGCACAAAGAACGAGAACGGGAUAAGGAACGGGAUCGGAACAAGAAGGACCGAGAUAGAGACAAGGAUGGGCACCGCCGCGACAAGGACCGUAAACGAUCCAGCUUAUCUCCUGGCCGAGGGAAGGAUUUUAAAUCUCGAAAGGACAGAGACUCUAAGAAGGACGAGGAGGAUGAGCACGAUAAGAAGCCAAAGGCCCAGCCACUGUCCUUGGAGGAACUACUGGCCAAGAAAAAGGCUGAGGAGGAAGCCGAAGCUAAGCCCAAGUUCCUCUCCAAAGCAGAACGAGAGGCUGAAGCUUUGAAGCGGCGGCAGCAGGAGGUGGAAGAACGGCAGAAGAUGCUGGAGGAGGAAAGGAAGAAAAGGAAGCAGUUCCAGGACUUGGGCAGGAAGAUGCUGGAAGACCCUCAAGAACGGGAGCGCCGGGAGCGCAGGGAGAGGAUGGAGCGGGAGACUAAUGGCAAUGAGGAUGAGGAGGGGCGCCAGAAGAUCCGGGAGGAGAAGGACAAGAGCAAGGAACUGCACGCUAUUAAGGAGCGUUACCUCGGUGGCAUCAAAAAGCGGCGCCGGACGAGGCAUCUCAAUGACCGGAAGUUUGUGUUUGAGUGGGACGCUUCCGAAGACACAUCCAUUGACUACAACCCUCUGUACAAAGAACGGCACCAGGUGCAGUUGUUAGGGCGAGGCUUCAUUGCAGGCAUUGAUCUAAAGCAGCAGAAACGAGAGCAGUCACGUUUCUAUGGAGACCUAAUGGAGAAGAGGAGAACUUUGGAAGAAAAGGAGCAGGAGGAGGCAAGACUUCGGAAGCUUCGUAAGAAGGAGGCCAAGCAGCGCUGGGACGACCGCCACUGGUCUCAGAAGAAGUUGGACGAGAUGACAGACCGGGACUGGCGGAUCUUCCGUGAGGACUACAGCAUCACCACAAAAGGUGGCAAGAUCCCCAAUCCUAUCCGGUCCUGGAAGGACUCUUCUCUGCCUCCACACAUCCUAGAGGUCAUCGAUAAGUGCGGCUACAAGGAGCCAACACCUAUCCAGCGUCAGGCAAUCCCCAUUGGACUACAGAAUCGUGACAUCAUUGGUGUUGCUGAGACCGGCAGUGGCAAGACGGCAGCCUUCCUCAUCCCACUGCUGGUGUGGAUCACCACGCUUCCCAAAAUUGACAGGAUUGAAGAGUCAGACCAGGGCCCUUAUGCCAUCAUCCUGGCCCCCACCCGCGAGUUGGCUCAGCAGAUUGAGGAGGAGACCAUCAAGUUUGGGAAGCCGCUGGGCAUCCGCACCGUGGCUGUCAUCGGUGGCAUCUCCAGAGAAGACCAGGGCUUCCGUCUGCGCAUGGGUUGUGAGAUUGUGAUUGCCACCCCAGGGCGUCUGAUCGACGUGCUGGAGAACCGCUACUUGGUGCUCAGCCGCUGCACCUAUGUGGUUCUGGAUGAGGCGGACAGGAUGAUAGACAUGGGCUUCGAGCCCGAUGUCCAGAAGAUCCUGGAGCACAUGCCCGUCAGCAACCAGAAGCCAGACACGGAUGAGGCUGAGGACCCUGAAAAGAUGUUGGCUAACUUUGAGUCAGGAAAACAUAAGUACCGACAAACCGUCAUGUUCACGGCCACCAUGCCCCCUGCGGUGGAGCGUCUGGCCAGGAGCUACCUGCGGCGUCCUGCUGUGGUGUACAUUGGCUCUGCUGGCAAGCCUCAUGAACGUGUGGAGCAGAAGGUCUUCCUCAUGUCGGAGUCUGAAAAGAGGAAAAAGCUGCUGGCAAUCUUGGAGCAAGGCUUCGAUCCACCCAUCAUCAUCUUUGUCAACCAGAAGAAGGGUUGUGAUGUGUUGGCUAAAUCCCUGGAGAAGAUGGGGUACAAUGCGUGUACCCUGCACGGUGGAAAAGGCCAGGAACAGCGAGAGUUCGCUCUGUCCAACCUCAAGGCCGGCGCCAAAGAUAUUUUGGUGGCUACAGAUGUGGCUGGUCGUGGUAUCGACAUCCAGGAUGUGUCCAUGGUCGUCAACUACGAUAUGGCCAAAAACAUUGAAGAUUAUAUCCACCGCAUUGGCCGCACAGGACGAGCAGGCAAGAGUGGUGUGGCCAUCACCUUCCUCACCAAGGAGGACUCCGCUGUAUUCUAUGAGCUGAAGCAAGCCAUCCUGGAGAGCCCGGUGUCUUCCUGCCCCCCAGAGCUGGCCAACCAUCCCGAUGCCCAGCACAAGCCGGGCACCAUCCUCACCAAGAAGCGCCGGGAGGAGACCAUCUUCGCCUGACGCAGCACUCCAGGGCCUUUGGGUGUGCUGGCGCUGCGACCCCUGUUCCUCAGGACCCUCGCGUCCCUCUUCAGGUUCUCUCUUGGGUUACCAGGGCUUGGAAAACAGCAAGUCUCCCUGGCCCGGGCCCUUGGAUCUGGAGGCCUGAGUGUGGCACUGCGGAAGGACAGAUGCCAUCUGAGACAAGGACGGCUGUUGCUGGAGUUUGACCCCAGUCUGCCUUUCGGGCGUGGUGUUAAGAUGGCUCCAGGCUCUCAGCUCCUGGCGGGGAAUGGGGCAGCUGGUCCACGCAACCCCAGACUGAUGAACGCAGGCUGCCUGCUGGGCCCUCUGGCGGCACAGGCUGGGCAGCACAAGUGGGAUGCUGCUCCCACACCGCUGGAUCACCCCAGGCGUCGGCACCGCGGGGACUAGACCUUUGACGCUGUCGUUUUGACAGCUGUCUUCCCACUUGGAGUAUAAAACAAGUCCAGAGCCUCGGGGAGUAUGCAGUCCCAAGCCUGAGUGCGGGGCACUCUGGACAUCACUGCCCUGGGGAAGUCUUUAGUGGCUAAGGGCACAGGAUGAGCAGGCUGUGUCUGUCUUGAAGUCACUGAGUGAAAUCUCUGUUUUCUAUUCUCUUGAGAAGAUGAGUUUAUAUGUUGAGAAUAAAUGAUGAAUAUUAAGAUUGUA